Messenger RNA from Kazachstania africana CBS 2517, 453 nucleotides. RefSeq names its product mitochondrial 37S ribosomal protein uS12m (gene MRPS12). The record is from RefSeq and is a predicted model, not a curated record. Gene Ontology annotation, molecular function: structural constituent of ribosome. The transcript has a single exon. Lineage: Eukaryota; Fungi; Ascomycota; Saccharomycetes; Saccharomycetales; Saccharomycetaceae. Gene Ontology annotation, cellular component: ribosome; small ribosomal subunit. Gene Ontology annotation, biological process: translation. Bases 1 to 453 code for a protein of 150 amino acids.
AUGGUGGAAAUGGUCGGCCUUCUAAAAGCACUCUUCAGUCCCAACCUACGAUCUUUCAGCACAAGUUCGGUUGUUCAAGCCACUAUAAAUCAAAUAAAGAGAGGUGCCGGCCCUCCAAGACGGAAGAAGAUAAAUACUUCACCAGAUUUGGAACACUGCCCAUUUAAGAAAGGUGUCGUAUUGAGAACAAUGAUUCUAAAACCUAAGAAACCAAAUUCAGCCCAAAGAAAAGCAUGUAGAGUAAAACUUUCUAACGGCAAUGUAAUUUCGGCAUAUAUCCCUGGGGAAGGUCAUAACGUACAAGAACAUAGUAUCGUACUCGUUAGAGGUGGUAGAUGUCAAGAUUUGCCUGGUGUGAAAUACCAUUUAGUUCGAGGAAAUAGUGAUCUGGGAGGUGUUGUGGGCAGAAUCUCAUCCAGAUCCAAAUAUGGUGUAAAAAAACCAACUUCAUAG